UAACUCCAGCAGAGGACGGGACGUAAUGUCCUGUACGCACGCGCAUGAUAAGGUGUCAUUCGUCUGCUACCUACUGCUCAAUGUGAAGAACUACACCACCUCGAGGGCACUGAUGCUCAUGUGCGCGCUUCUGUGGCGCGCAGGCGUAGAACUACAACUUUGGGCACUCCCGGUGGCUGGUUCUCCGAAGCAGGAGAAACUACAUUUCCCAGUAGCCUUUGCUUCGCGGCUCGGGAACUGUAGGCUGUCGGAAUCACGGGACCUGCGGCUGAACAUGGCUUUCUUUGUCGGAUCCUUGUUGGGUCCCGCGGGUAGGUCGGCGGCGCUGCUGGGUGGCAGGUGGCUCCAACCCUGCUCCUGGCUAGGGCUCCCGGACGUUUGGGGCCUUCCCACCCUGCAGCAGGCGCGGGGCAAGGCGCGCGGAAACGAGUAUCAGCCCAGCAAUAUCAAACGCAAGCGCAAGCACGGCUGGAUCCGGCGCUUGAGCACGCCGGCUGGCGUCCAGGUCAUCCUUCGCCGCAUGCUCAAGGGCCGCAAGUCGCUGAGCCAUUGAGGAGCCCAACGCUGCCGGCGGGACCCCUAUUAAAGCAUUUCCCUUUCCUCUACCUUCCCUGAUGCUGUUUUUGCAGGAAGCUAGAGCAGUAAAGACGCGGACAUAAGUGUUCUCCAAAUUGUGAGAUUCCCCCAGGAGGAGAAGUUUGGAUGGGAGUGGAAGUCAAACUUUGCCAAGUUCCUUUUUACGCUUUUUUCAGUUAGGAAGAAUUCUGAAUAUGCACAACAGACCACAGAGUAGUACGACGAAACCCGUCUACCCAGUACGCACGCAGCUCUACUAACUACGUGCAACUUGUCAUGCCCCAUUCUGGUUAUUUUGAAGCUGAUCUCAGGCAUUAGAUUAUUUAUUCUGUAAAUAUUUCAGAAUGUAUCUCUCCAAGAUAAGAGCUCUUUAAAACAGUCAUAAAAC
This is a messenger RNA of Nycticebus coucang (slow loris), 964 nucleotides long. It is a transcript of the gene MRPL34, whose product is annotated as mitochondrial ribosomal protein L34. Gene Ontology annotation, cellular component: mitochondrial large ribosomal subunit; ribosome. Gene Ontology annotation, molecular function: structural constituent of ribosome. The coding region runs from base 26 to 553 and encodes 175 amino acids. NCBI's taxonomy places the organism in Eukaryota, Metazoa, Chordata, Mammalia, Primates, Lorisidae. Gene Ontology annotation, biological process: translation. The record is from RefSeq and is a predicted model, not a curated record. The transcript is spliced from 2 exons.